AUGGACGACUACAAGCCACAGAAACCAAACAUUGUCCAAUCGCUGCCCAUCGACAUAACCGUCCCCUACGACGUAGCCUGGCUCAAGGCCAAGGUCAUACUGAUAACCGGAGGAGCGAGUGGCUUCGGCGCAGGCUUCGUGCGACAAUGGGUGGCUGCCGGCGCAACCGUCAUUGUCGGAGACAUCAAUGUGCACAAGGGAGACGCCCUGUGUCGUGAUAUCAACAGGGACACUAACAAUGGCGGCUCUGCCCACUUCGUACACUGCGACGUAACAGACUGGCAAUCGCAGGUCAACCUCUUCAAGGAAGCAGUCAACAAGAGCCCACAUGGAGGUCUUGACUGCGUCGUCGCAAAUGCUGGCAUAGCAGGCCGCGACGUCCUACAGGAAGGUAUCAACCUCGAUGCAGCCGAGCCACCCCCACCCGCCUUCAAAAUCAUGGAUGUAAACCUCACUGGUGUGCUCUACACUACUCACCUUGCAUGUUUCUGGCUACCUAAGAACCCGGGUUCCUCGCCCUGCAGCCUCAACUCGACGCCUUCCACCACAUCCCCUCGCGACCGCCAUAUACUACUGUUAGGCUCCAUCGCCUCUCUUGCCCCCAUUGCGAUACAGCCGCAGUACUGUGCUGCAAAGCAUGCAGUCCUCGGUCUCUUCAGAAGCCUGAGGGUUACCAGCGGCCUUCAAGGCAUACGUGUGAACCUUCUCUGUCCGUAUUUCAUCGACACGCCCAUUGUGACAGCUGGUGCGCGAUUCAUACUCGCAGGAGGCGGAUUGGGCAAGGUCGAACAUGUAGUCGAUGCAGGAACACGCUUCGUUGCCGAUUCGCGCAUCCUCGGCAGGGCCCUUGUUGUAGGACCCAAGAUGCACGUCCGUCAGAAAGAUAAUGGCGAGUGGGAGCUCGUCACUCCCGGCGCUCCUGACAGUAUUGAGACGGCAGUUUUCGAGCCUUAUGCCGAUGAUUGGGAAGAUCAGGAUCAAUGGAACCGUACCUUUGUCAAGAUUUUGAACAUGGUCCAGGCUGGGAGAGGCUGGGUUGGAUGGGCGCAGGACAUUGUCAAAGCAUCGCUGUACAGUCUGGGCCUCGGGCGGUGA
Messenger RNA from Alternaria burnsii, 1095 nucleotides. Its product is annotated as bacilysin biosynthesis oxidoreductase bacc. Gene Ontology annotation, molecular function: oxidoreductase activity. The coding region runs from base 1 to 1095 and encodes 364 amino acids. NCBI's taxonomy places the organism in Eukaryota, Fungi, Ascomycota, Dothideomycetes, Pleosporales, Pleosporaceae. The record is from RefSeq and is a predicted model, not a curated record. The transcript has a single exon.